Polyodon spathula (Mississippi paddlefish) is the source of this 2872-nucleotide messenger RNA. Its product is annotated as actin filament-associated protein 1-like. The coding region runs from base 407 to 2872 and encodes 821 amino acids. NCBI's taxonomy places the organism in Eukaryota, Metazoa, Chordata, Actinopteri, Acipenseriformes, Polyodontidae. Gene Ontology annotation, molecular function: SH2 domain binding; SH3 domain binding. The record is from RefSeq and is a predicted model, not a curated record. The transcript has 18 exons. Gene Ontology annotation, cellular component: cytosol.
UGGGAGCUGGAGGAUUGGGCAGGCAGUGUGGUUUUACAGUACCUAGAAGCAGAUUUUCAGUCUGGAAUCUGAGAACACACGAGCCUUGCCUCUCUCUCUGAAAACCGAAACUCCACAGAUUUUGCAUGGCAGGGCAAGCCUACUGCCGGUCUGUCUGUCGUAAUGGUGAGAUAGUGCAGGGAUAUGAAACAAGAGUCUCGCUGUUGAAAAGAAACCAUGCAGACUGUCUCUAAGUGCCUUUGAGAACCUGAGACACACUAGAAGACAGAGUGUAAUGUAGUUGGGCACAGAAUCUGUAGAUUUGAACAGUGCUGGUCUGAAAGUGUUCUUGGGGAAAGCUUGGAGUUCAUAAAAUUCAUCCUUGCUGCUUCAGAGAGCGAAGUGAUUUGAUGCGUUUGACUGCACGAUGCGUACAGACACUAUUUCAUUUCCUUCAAGGGCGAUGGAGGAGUUAGUGGUGGAGCUGCAGCUCUUCCUGGAGCUCCUUGAACGCGAGUACCUAAGUGCCACCGUGAGAGAGAAGAAGGCUCUGAUCACAAACAUUCUGCACAGGAUACAGGCAACAAAAGAACCUUUACACAAGACUGAGAUGCACAGUGGCCUGCCAGCUCCACCCCAGAUGCCCCUGCCAGAAAUCCCUCAUCAAUGGCUGCCUCCGGAUAAUGGCCCCCCACCUUUACCCAGCUCGUCCCUCCCUGAGGGCUAUUAUGAAGAGGCUGUACCACUUAGCCCUGGAAAGGCUCCAGAAUACAUCACCUCUCACUAUGACUCUGAUGCAAUGAGUAGCUCAUACGAGUCUUAUGAUGAGGAAGAGGAGGAUGGCAAAGGAAAGAAGAUGAGGCACCAAUGGCCCUCUGAGGAGGCGUCCAUGGACCUGGUCAAAGACGCCCGCAUCUGUGCCUUCCUGCUCCGCAAGAAGCGCUUUGGACAGUGGACCAAACUGCUGUGCGUCAUUAAAGACAACAAACUAAUGUGUUAUAAAAGCUCCAAAGACCAGAAUCCCCAGAUGGAGCUUAUUCUAACUGGAUGCAGUAUCACCCACAUCCCCAAGGAUGGGAAAAAGAAGAAGCACGAGCUGAAGAUCACACACCAAGGAGCAGAUGCACUAGUGCUGGCUGUGCAGAGCAAGGAGCAGGCAGAGGAAUGGUUAAAGGUGAUUAAAGAUGUUUGCAGCAGUUGCAAUGCAGUAGUUGAUUCAGAUGGGGCUGCCUCCAGUUCUCCAUUACAUAAGACAGAGCAAGAAAAGAAAUUGUCAUGUGACCGGCCAUGUUCGGAUGGAGAGUGGAAUCUAGAGAACGGAGCUGCUGAUGUGAAAGAGCAGGCAGGGAAAGGAAAGAAAAACUCAAAGAAUGAGCAAAAGGGCACUGUGAGUAAAGUAGCGGGAAAGAAGAUUACAAAGAUCAUUAGUUUGGGAAAGAAGAAACCAUCGACUGAUGAGCAGACCUCUUCAGCAGAGGAAGAUGUUCCCACCUGUGGAUAUCUGAAUGUUCUGUCCAACAACCGCUGGCGAGAGCGCUGGUGCCGAGUGAAAGACAACCAGCUGAUUCUGCACAAGGAGCGGACGGACCUGAAAACGCACAUGGCCUCCAUCCCACUGCGGGGCUGUGAGGUCAUCCCAGGCCUGGAUUCCAAACACCCCUUAGCAUUCCGUCUGCUGCGCAAUGCACAAGAAGUGGCUGUGCUUGAGGCCUCUUCCUCCGAGGGAAUGGGCAGGUGGCUUGGCGUCCUGCUGGCAGAGAGCGGCUCUUCCACAGACCCUGCAGCUCUGCACUAUGAUUACAUUGAUGUGGAGACGACUGCUAAUGUGGUACAGUUGGCAAAGCAGUCCUUCUGCUUCACAAACAGGCGUGCUGUGUCUCCUAACCCCUAUUUGGAUAACCCCACUAAUGGCUAUUCCUGCCCUUCUGGGGUCGCCCUGCAUUAUGAUGAUGUCCCAUGUAUAAAUGGAUCGGAACCAGGAGACAAAAUGUAUUCCACUCCAGCUAGCAGAAACUGGAGGGAUGAGGGGCUGUAUGAGAACGCUGGCCUGUAUGAAAAUUCCCCUUCUCCAACGCUUGCUGCCCGCUACUCACCUAAGCUUUCUAGGGCUUCUUCAUCUAAACAACCACCUGCUAACCAGUACAAAACUCCUACCCCCUCCAAACUUCCCUCUUCUCUGCCUGUCACUAACACCUCUGCUGGGGGGCGGGGAUCAGCCGGGCCAGCCUCACAGAUCAAAGGAAAGAAAAUACCUGUGACCAACGGAGUUGCUCCCAAGCAGAAAGUGGACAGAGCCCAACUGAAGAAGCCAAAUGGAAACACUACGAUUAAACGCAACAAUUCCAAUGCAGAUCAGUACAAGUAUGGUAAAAACCGUGUAGAAGCCGAUGCCAAGAGACUGCAGGCCAAGGUAGAUGAGCUCCUGAAAAAGAAGCAGGACCUCCGCAACCGGCUGGCCCAGCUGAGGAAGGAGAGAAAGGACCUCCGAGCUGCAAUAGAAGCCAAUACAGGCAGGAAAUCCCAGACUGUUCUUGAGGACAAGCUGAAGAGACUGGAAGAUGAGUGUAAACAGAAAGAGACGGAACGCGUCAAUCUGGAGUUGGAGGUGACGGAGGUCAAAGAGAGCCUGAAGAAAGCCAUGAACGGCGGGGUUACUCUGGGUCUGACCAUUGAGCCAAGGUCUGGGACCUCCAGCCCUCAGUCCCCAGUGUUCAUGCGACGCACUCUUGAUAAUUCCCCCGCCUCCAGCUGUGACACCAGCGAUACAGAAACCUCCUCGCUUCCUGUGAACAGCGCUGCUGCACUGGAGAGACGGUCCUCACAGAAGACAUCCCCAAAUCGGGGUCAUGUUCUUCGGAAAGCCAAGGAAUGGGAAAUGAAAACUGGCACAUAG